Drosophila takahashii is the source of this 5544-nucleotide messenger RNA. RefSeq names its product nahoda (gene nahoda). NCBI's taxonomy places the organism in Eukaryota, Metazoa, Arthropoda, Insecta, Diptera, Drosophilidae. The record is from RefSeq and is a predicted model, not a curated record.
UCGAGACGCACUUGAGUGCGGACGUGGUGCGCUUGGGCUUGCGAUUUCCUCCAGUGUCUUGCGGUGUCGUCGCAUUUUUCGUGCCUUCCGGAGCGUGGAUCCCCUGGAUUUUGCGGUGGUCGUUGUGCAAGUGCACGGCAGUCACGUACAGCCGUUGCAACAAAAAACCAAAAGUAUAGAAACUGACGAACAACAACCGCCAGAAGUAACCAAAUCAAUGUGGCAAAUAGUGUACUUUCGAUGCGCGCUCGUUGAUUGAUUAACACAUCACCUCCCACACACACACCGAGCACCAAGUACUCAGUACUCGGUACUCAGUACUUAUUACUCAGUACUCGGCUGCCUGUGGGUGCAAUCCGUUGGAAUUGAAAAAUUCGCGGUGUGCAUCAUCAGCGGAGAACGUUGAAAAAAAAACGUUAAAAGUGCCGCGACUGCAUUGUUUUGACUUUGAUCGUGUGUCGUGGUCUCCGCAAUCUACAAUCCUCCCUUUCGCCUUCCCAUCGACGAAGCGCGUGCGUGUUGUAACUUUUGAUUAGUCUUGGAGUCGGUCUUGGAUUCGGAUUCAGAUUCAGAUUCGGAUUUGGAUCUUCCAGUGCGCCUGCAUUUUUCGUAACUUAUCGCCGCCCACAUCUCGCUCUGGCAUUGCGGCUCGUUACCUUUCUUGAGCUGAGAUGUGCGUCCAAUUUGUGGCAAAAUUAAUUAUAUAAUUCCAAACACCGUUAAAAUCGCUAAAAAAUCAAUUGCACAAAAGAAGAGAAAGAGAAGCGCUUGAAUAGACACGCCAAGCGGUGCUAAUGCGAAAGGAAACUCCCCGACAAUCGCCAGAAAUUGUAAAGAAAUAAAUUAUACAAAAUGUCUAUAAAUAAUACAAGACAUUCGCCAUUCGGUUUCCGAUUCGGAGCCCUGCUGUUGCUCGCCGCCUGGUGCUGCUACCUCGGAUACUUUGGCUCGGAGGCCCAUGUGGCCCUCACCUAUCCACCUGCCCGCAAAUACGAUCUGGACUUUCUGGACAAUGCGCGGACGAAGGCGCCAUGUGGCAUGCCCAAAGGCUCCAUCCGCACAUCGCUGCUCUCCGGCACGCAGUUCAACGUCACCUGGCAUUUGGCCUAUGCGCACAAGGGCGGCUUUCGGUUGCAACUACUGGAUGCCCUCGAUCGACCUGUUUUGGACCUAACGCCACAUGUAAAUAAUUCGGAGUUCGUCAGCACCGAUGUCACUGCCCAGUCAUACGAGGUAAAGAUACCAAAUGACUUUGAGUGCUUCAACUGCACCCUCAGGCUGCUUCGCCAGGCGGAUGAGUGGUCGACCACCUAUCGCUUUUGGUCCUGUGCCGAUGUGGACAUCAAGUUACGAAAGGACUUCAAGGAGACCUGUUCGGGAAAUGGAAAAUACUUCCCCUCGCGAUGCAAGUGCGACAAGAACUUCUACGGCCCGCAGUGCCAGUACAAGGACGAGUGCUCCGCUGACUCCGAUUGCGGUGUCCAGGGCAAGUGCGUGGAUCUCGGAGGAACCUCGCUGCCCCGAAAGCAGUGCUACUGCAACUUUGGCUGGUUCGGAAUCGGUUGCAACAAGCGAUCGCCCUACAAGACCACCAGCCUGGACCUCUCCUCGUAUUCCAAGAAGGAGCUGUCGCCCGACUACCACGUCUACUGGCGGCUUCUUGAGGAGCAGAAGGAGAUCGAGAUGGUUCUCAAGGUAAACAGCACAUCGUGGGUGGGUUUGGGCUGGAGGCCGCGUGGUAUGACACCGGAGUGCAAGAACUUCCCGCUAGUAAGGGACAUUGGGGAUCUGACCACAACGCUGGAAGCCUCUGCUCCGGAACCGAAGAGCGAACCGGAACCCAAGAGCGAACCGGAACCUAAGAGCGAACCGGAACCUAAGAGCGAACCGGAACCUAAGAGCGAACCGGAACCUAAGAGCGAACCGGAGCCUAAGAGCGAACCGGAGCCUAAGAGCGAACCGGAGCCUAAGAGCGAACCGGAGCCUAAGAGCGAACCGGAACCCAAGAGCGAACCGGAACCUAAGAGCGAGCCGGAACCGAAGAGCGAACCGGAACCUAAGAGCGAACCAGAGCCAUCGAGCGAACCUCAGCCCAAGCGAUUAGCCGAGCUUAGAGCUGCACCGGUGCCCAAGAGUGAGCCAGAACCCACGAGUGAACCGGAACCCAAGAGUGAGCCAGAACCGAAGAGUGAACCAGAACCGAAAAGUGAGCCGGAACCAAAGAGUGAGCCAGAGCCGACUAGCGAGCCCGAACCCAAGAGCGAACCUGAGCCCAAGAGCGAACCGGAGCCCAAGAGCGAACCAGAGCCUAAGAGCGAACCGGAACCUAAGAGCGAACCGGAACCUAAGAGCGAACCAGAACCCUCUAGCAAACCGGAACCCACUAGCAAACCAGAACCCUCCAGCGUACCCGAACCAACCAGUGAGCCGGAACCCACAAGCGAACCGGAGCCUACUAGCGAACCUGAACCGAAGAGCGAACCGGAACCAAAGAGCGAACCGGAACCCAAGAGCGAACCGGAACCAAAGAGCGAACCGGAACCUAAGAGUGAGCCAGAGCCGAAGAGCGAGCCAGAGGCGCAAAGCACAAAAUCCAAGAGAGUUGCCGGAGAUUUCACCCAAAAGCAGGGAGUCUCUUCCGUUUCCACCAGUGUUUCCUAUCGCGUCAGCACCAAAGCAGAUCGUCAACGCCGUGCAGCAGAGUCACCCAAAAUCCGACUCAAUCCGUACACCCCACGACAUGACUUCAACGGCAUGGACUGCACGGACAUCGUGAUUGGAUCAGCUCGAGGAAUGGCCAGCAGGGUGGGUGACUACUACAGCCGGGAUCGAUCCACACCUCACGUCGAUGAAUUCUGGGGCGGCAAGUCAAAUCUGGCUUUGGGCACGGGCUUCGAGGAGAACGGCGUGACGACGAUCAUUUUCCGCAAGAAACUGGUUGCCGAUGAGCCCACCGAUCAUACCCUCGACGAUACCGUCACCCAUGUGAUUUGGGCCAAGGGACAGGAGCCGGCGGCUUAUGUCCAUGUUCCAGCCUCCGGUCUGGAGACACAGGCCUCGACGGUCAAGAACUUCUAUCUGCCCGAUGAGCUGAAAUACCAUGGCCACCAAAUGCAGCGAGGAGUCGCCCAGAUCAAUUUCUUUGAAAAAGAAAAGUCUGCCAAUAACACAGACCGCAAUGACCUCAACACCAAUGUUCUGGAUAACGAUUGCUUUGGCCACUGGAAGUAUCCGUCCAACUGCUCGCCCCAGGAGCACACCUGCGAGUACUACGCCGCCUGGGAGACGGUCGGCAAGGGUGACGAGAUGCGUUGGCACAUCGAAACGUCGAACACGCAGACCUGGACGGGAAUCGGUUUCAGCGAUGACCAGAGGAUGUCCCAGACGGACGCCAUCAUUGGCUGGGUGGAUGGACGCAGCGGAAGACCCUUCCUCAUGGACACCUGGGUGCUGGGCUAUGCUCCGCCCAAGCUGGACGAUCGCCAGGACAUCUACAAUGCCUCUGGAAGGAUAGAGAAGGGUGUGACCAUUCUGGAGUUCAACCGCAAGCGGGUUAGCAAUGAUGAACAGGAUCUGUCCUUCACGGACGACCACUGCCUGUAUCUUUUCUUCCCUGUUCUGGGAGGUGCUUUCAAUGUGGUAAACAAGAAGAUCCGAAAGCACGAGCAAGUUCCUCCAGUCUCUGCGCAACGUGUCUGCAUCAAAUCCUGCGGCAAGGAAUUGGAAUCCGUUUUUGUGGGCACCAGCACUCCGGCUCCCAGCCGUUUGGUCUACGCCGUGGCCGUUAAACUGAUGAAUUUGGGCGAAUCCUAUGAGGCUCCGAAACCGGGAACCGUAGAGUUCAACAACCUGGCGGCCACUAUAUCGGAUUCAUUCAAUGGCAUCCUAAGUUCUCAGACUGGCUAUUAUAAAACGGAGAUUGUUGGCUUUGAAAAGGAGGGCAGCACUGUGGUGGCCAAGGUUCAGGCCAUGUUCGACAAGGCGGAUGUGGAGAAGCAGCACGAUCUGCAGACCAAUGAGGUGGAAAAGGGCCCUGAGGUAGCGGCUCAGAAGAACGCCGAUGCGAUUCGAUCUGCUCUGAAGGACCAAAUUGCCACAGGUCGAGUGGGCUCACUGACGGUGGAUCCCCAGUACCUGGACUUUGAGGCCUUAGAAUACAAGAGCGCUUCAGAACCCAAUGCCAAGGAGACUCUACUCUCCUUCUUCGAUCUCUCCGAGACACGAUUGUACAUUGUCCUGGGCUUGAUUGCAGCCCUGGUGCUCAUCGCCUUGAUCCAGGCAUUCUGCACCAUUUGGAAGACCUCCCGGAAGAGCAAGAACACCAAGGAGAAACUGAUCAAGAACUCACCCUGGAAGGAGUUCGCCUCGAACACCAACUACGCCUUUGAUCCCUACGGCGAGACGGAGGAGAAGAACGUGACCAGCGGAACGACGGGCAAGGAGAAGGCUCGCCAUCGCCACCAGUCGACGACGAGUAGCCAGCAGACGACGCUUCCGAUGUCCCACUCGCCCACCAGCAAAUCGCAGAUGUACUACGAGAGUCCCAAUGGCCAGGGCAAGAACGGCACCAAUGGUGGACGUUCCACCCAGGAGAGCAGCGUGGGCGGUGCUUCCAACGGAGCACCCUACUCCCGGAGCUCCUAUGCGGAGCGAGCCUACUCGCUGCCCCGGCAGGCGCAUCACUACCAGCAGAGCCCGGCCAGCAUGCAGCCAUCGGGUUACUACACCCACGACCGGCGUGCCGCUCGACAGGGCAGUCGGGAUAGGGAGCGUGAGAGGGAGCGGGAGGAGGAACGACGCCAUCGCCAGGAUCGCGAUCGGGACUCUGGCUACGAUCGCUCGCGGGAUGAUCCGCGACAGAACGGCGGUUCCGACACACCCGACUUUUACUUCAUGCCCUCGCAGCGCAAGUAUUCCGGGGAAGUAGUACGCGUCUAUGUGGACUACAACAAGGAUCCGAAGCACUAAGGCUCAAAGCACAUCCGUCUAUUUAAAGCUCGUUUUAAGUUCUACCAUCUGUACUCCGUCCCUCCGUUUAAAGUCCGUUUCGGGUUCAAUUAUGAUUAUAUUAUCAAAGUUGUUUCUUUGAACUCGGAAAACAAUUAAUUUAAAUACUUUUUACAUCACUUAAAUUAAAUAUUGAAGAAAAAAUGUAAAAUUGAUAUUUCCAUGCUCGAAUCGAUAAGAAAAAGAUCCUCCUCUGAACUCUCCUUAGUUUCGAUUUUGCCAUAACGCAGCUUCGCUGCAUCGGCGUUUCCAGGUGCGCAAGCUUUACCACAAAACGCACAAUGCAUGAUUCCACAACUUAGUGAAUUGUAAAUAUUUUUUGAAUAGACAUUAAAGCUCUUGCAACAAGCAACAAAACAAAACAAAGCCACACACAAAUCACACAAAAUUAUAAAGCAAACUUUGCGAUUAGGUACGUGCAUUCAGAAUGUUUUCGCAUUGUCUUAUCUUAAAUGUGCAAAGAAACAUAGUCACUGUAUUUAAUCAAAUUAAAGAUACGCAUUAAGUACAUAUAAAUAAAGUUAAGUACAUUAAAAA